This is a messenger RNA of Harmonia axyridis, 2342 nucleotides long. RefSeq lists its product as uncharacterized. The coding region runs from base 237 to 941 and encodes 234 amino acids. NCBI's taxonomy places the organism in Eukaryota, Metazoa, Arthropoda, Insecta, Coleoptera, Coccinellidae. The record is from RefSeq and is a predicted model, not a curated record. The transcript has a single exon.
GUGAUCUACUGCACUCAUUAGGAAUUUUUGAUGAAUUAAUUGGCUGCGAUAAGAUUUAGAUAGGAAAGUGGGAAAGCUAUUAAAGCCAAUAAACGGUAAAACCAGUAAACUCCUAGAUUGUUUGGUGGUAUUCAUAUUCUGUUUUAGUAAGCCUUCGCAAAUUCAGUGAAACAGUGCAAACUUGUGUUCCAACCAGUUUUUACAGUUAAUGUGCAACAGGUGAUAAUUUGAAUGAAAUGAAUGCCACGGGAAAUGAAACUUUAGAAAGGAUACAAAAGGAAAUUAAAGAGAACUUGGAAAAAGAGGAAGAAUGGAAACGGGACUUGGAACGAUUAUCCAAUAAUAAUCUGGAAAAUAAUAACUCGCAAAGUAAUAAUAAUAAUGCACCGAAAGUGAAUGGUACGUUAAAAAAACAGGUUUCUGAAACAAAUGGCAAAAGCAGUUUUUCCUCUCAAAAUGUAAGUAAAUUCAUUCAAAAUGUGAAGGCCAAAGGUGUUAUGCACAGGUUCCUUAAAUCUAAAGGAAAACUGACAGCUUCCAAUCCUUCCCUCAAUGGAAAUUCAACAUCAAAUGGUAAUGUUCCCGAUUUCACCUAUUCGCCCCCAAGAGCGACAUCUGAAACUGGCACAUUGAGCCGAAAUGGUUUUAUUCCUGCAGAAGUCAAAAUGAGAAACGAAGUACAAGAAUUUCAAAAACGUGAGAUAGAACUGAGGAAAGAGAGAAGAAGAUCUCAACCAGAAUUGAUGGCUCUUUUGAAACUAGAAGAGGAAAACCAAGAUGAAGGAUACCCUGAAUAUUCAUGUUCAAGUUCUGCAUCAUCAGUUUCUGAAAUGAAAUCUGCCAGGUCCCUAGCAGAUCUGUGCAACACACCAGAGGAGGAAUUAGAUGCUCCAGGCACUUUUAAUCUUAUAAAACAAUUUGAGAAUUUGAAAAAGAACUGAGUCACUAUAUAAUUGAAUUUUUAAGUUUUCAGUUUGAACCUGUAUAUGAAGUGUUCUUUUGUUGUAUAUAGCCAAUACCGUACUUAAGUCAGGGUUGUGCCAAUAAUUUAUUUUAUUUAUUUCCUAAUUCUUAAUUUUAGUUAAAAUUUUAAAUCGGUUUUUGGGGUUUAGAUAUUGAAAAUCAAUUCAACUAUUUUAUUACAAUCGGAACAGUGUUCACUUUUUGUCACCAAUUCAACAAGGAGGUGCUAUUGAAAAUUGUUGAGACUGUAUUAUGGAGACCUGUUUUCUUGAAGAAUUUGAAAAAAGUUGUUUUUAUUGAAAAUUCCACAAUUCAACAUUACAUAAGUACAACUUAAUGGCAGCUGAAUAUUUAUUAUUAAUAUAAUAAAUUUAUUAUUAUAAUAAAAUUGGAGCCUAUUUGUAUAUUUCAAAGAUUUUAUUUUGAUUUUAUAAUUUUACCCAAUUGGAUUUGGAUGAUUUUUUUGUAAUUUUUGAAUUACAUGUAUUUGCACUUGUCUUACAGUUUUGCUAGAUUUUUAGUUCCAGUGCAUUUAUUCAUUCAACUUUUGAAUUGUUCCAAUUUUGACGUUGUUAGUUCAUUUAUUAUCAUAUACAUUCCACUUGCCAAACUUGUUCCUUUACCUAUUGCACUUGUGAUAUUUUGUAUUUUACACUUAGAAAAUUGCCAUUUAUGUGAAAUUCAUCUUUGAGAAGUUUUUAAUAUAUUUUAGAGGAAAUAUUUCUUUCAAUAAAAUAUUUGCUAUACCUUGAAUUUUAUUGCUUGGAUUAUUGAAAAAGUAUAAUCUGAUUGAUUAAUAGCUUUAGAUAUGUUGUGGAAAAUAUAGAAAAGCCUGAUUAUAUUAUCAGAUCAGAGUUAGAAACAAUGGUUUUUUUUUGGAUUCAAGUGUUUGUAGAUCACUGAUAUCGUUAUCAAUUAAUUUAGAUGCUAUGCAUAAUAAGAGGAAGUGAUAAGAACAGGUUGUUGAUAUCUGGUAUUGAAAAGAUGAGGAAAUCUGCAACUCAAUGUUCUGAUGCAAUAUAGGAUUUACUCAACUUCCUUGGAAAAAAAUGACCUUUGCACAAUUCAGUUAAGAAAUCCAAAGUGUCAGCUUUUUAUUUACCUCAUUUCCAUAUUAAAUGAUUUGUAUAACUAUGUUGAUGAAUAAUUUGUUCAUCAAAAUGUCACUCAAGAUCUGAAAAUAUAUUUCAAUAAAAAAUGCUACAUUCACUCUUAGAUUAUUUACAACAAGAUGGAGCAAUCCCUUACUAGAUGAACUGAAUGUUUUGUUCCCAUAAUAAACACUGUUUGUUUACAAACAAAGUGUGUUGUCGUAAAUAGAAGUCAGUGGCGUGGAUCUAAAAAUUUGUUAAGAAUAGAAAUAAAUCCUUCAAAGGUUA